UCUCUCUUCACAGCCUCAGUCCAGCUCAGCCAGCACAGAGAGUGGGCUGCGGGACUGUUGCUAAAGCCCACCAGCGGAAAAGCUCCUGUUUAUCAUCCUUUCUUUUCUACAAUGACAGCAGAAAACUGAGGAGUAGAUCCUUCUGAGAUCGUCUGUUUUCAGAUACAAGAAGAAUGGAUCCAAUAACAAAGUGGACACCGAGUCAGGUUGCGGACUGGAUGAGAGGAUUGGACGAUAGUCUCCAGCAAUACAUCCUGAACUUUGAGAAGGAGAAGAUAGAUGGUGAGCAGCUGCUGAAGAUUUCUCACCAAGACCUGGAGGAGCUGGCUGUGAGCCGCAUCGGGCAUCAGGAGCUCAUCCUGGAGGCUGUAGACCUGCUUUGUGCCCUGAAUUAUGGGGUGGAGACUGAUAACCUGAAGACCUUGGUUGGCCGGAUGAGGGCAGCGUCUUAUAAUCUGCACAACUGCGCUUCAGAAAGAAGGAAAAAUCCCUCAUAUGAUAGCAGCAGUUCCAGCAAACCACCCAAUGAGUUCCUUACGGCGGUGGUGGAGCUUAUAGGAGCAGCGAAGAGCAUGCUGGCCUGGCUGGACAGGACUCCUCUGACGGGCAUCAGUGACUUCACCACCACCAAGAACAGGAUCAUCCAGCUGUGUCUGGAGCUCACCACUACCGUACAGAAGGACUGCACUGUGUAUGAAAUGGAGGAGAAGAUAUUGGAAGUGGCUCAGGUUUUGACUGAGAUCUGUGAUGCGACCAUGAGGAUGACCUCUGACCCCUUGAAGACUCGCACAGCGUGUCUGGAGGAGGUCCACAUCACUAACAUCAGGCCAGGAGAGGGAUUAGGCAUGUACAUUAAGUCGACAUACGAUGGUCUACAUGUUAUAACUGGAACCACAGAACAUUCUCCAGCAGACAGGACUCAGCGAAUCCAUGCAGGAGACGAGGUCGUUCAGGUCAACAGACAGACAGUGGUGGGCUGGCAGCUGAAGAACCUCGUGGCCAAGCUGAGGGAGGAUCCUCGGGGUGUUGUUCUGGUUUUGAAGAAGAGGCCCUCAGGAACCUGCAGCUUCACCCCCGCUCCACUGAAAAACCUGCGCUGGAAGCCCCUUGCUGGGCAGAACAGCCCUCAUGUUCCUGCUGCCCAGUCAUCCCAGUCUUCAAUGGAGAGCUGUGCUGUGAAAGAAAAGCCGGCCAUUUUGGACCUGUAUAUCCCCCCUCCCCCAGCUGUGCCUUACGCCCCACGAGAUGUGAAGUCCAGUGUAUGUUCUGGAGUGAAGAUGAGGCCAAAAGGUCCUGAGUCACCCAACUCGUCUCUGGACCGUGCAGGCAGACGACGCUCUAACCUCACCGACUACACCAUCAAUCAGCCUGCCAUCAGCGUCUCCCCAACAGAAGUUAUAAUCCCACAGACCAGACUUCGCCAGCGCACGCCCUCUAGAGGAAAGCCACGGCCCGUGUCGAUGCCGGCGGACGUCUGUCUGGGCAUGUCCCACUCGCCCUGCCCGCCCUGGGCGCUUGGAAGGAAAGGUGAAGACGUUUUGCGCCGGUAUCUGAGUAAUGAGCGAAUCCCCACUAUCUCGGAAGAGUCCCCUUGUUACCCUGUCCCGUACAGACCCCCAGGUGAACGGCUGGUCCGGGGGGUCGAUCACAUCCGGGGCAGUCAGUGCUUCAUCAAUGCUGACUUGCACAAUAGCGCUACCAUCCCCUACCAGGAGGCAGUGGCCAGAAAAAAUUCAACAGCAAAGACCUCCAAACGUCCACCCUCAGAACCCUCUCUAUUCAGCAGCUGGCUAGCUAAACUCAAACUCUUCACACACUCGCUCGUCUUUCCUCUCCUCUCGCCUCAACUCAAGGUUCCUCUGCAAGACUUCACCAGUGCAAGGUGUCGAGGGAAUGUUGCGAUGAGUCGGAGGAAGGUGUCGGUGAAGGACCUUGGCCAGGUGGACUCUCAGGGCUGGCUGUACAAAAAGAGAGAGAGCAGAACAUUCCUGGGGCACAAAUGGAAGAAAUACUGGUUUGUGCUGAAGGGAGGCUCCCUGUACUGGUACACGACCGAAUCAGCUGACAAGGCAGAGGGCUACAUCAGUCUGAGGGGCUUCGUUCUGGAGCAGGCACACGAGUGCAGGAGGAAGUUUGCAAUAAAGGCCAGCCACCCGCAGGUUGUGACGCUCUUCUUUGCAGCUGAGAACACGAAAGACAUGCACAAGUGGUUGAAUAGGCUAACUACAGCUUCCACCAAGCAGGAGCUCACAGAAACUGCUAGUGAAGAGUGCUAUAGUGAAGCCAGCGAUGAUGAAGAUGAGGAAGAAGAGACAGCAGAAACCUGUGGCCAGUAUACUGAGCAGCUCACGACCAGCUCCAUCAAUGGUUGUCUCCCUCCUCCGCGCUCCUGCUCGUCUCCAUGUCCGGCGAUGCUUCCCCUGGUGUCUCCUGUGUGUAACAGUACAGAGUGCGUGAGCUCAGACACAGAGUCGUGGCUGGAGCUCAGUUCUGACUCCCAGACCCUUCAGGUGUCCAUCAACGAAGGAAACGCACUGGGCCACCUGCAGGAUUACCACGGCAAUGAACGGCCUCCAUCUGAUGAGCUAGAGAUGUUGUAUCUUGACCUCAAACAUGCCAACCUGACGCCAUGCGGGACGCUGCAGCCUUUGUCCAAGCGGGAUUACAGGUCCUCCUUUGUCAGACGCUGUAAAAACGACACGGUCAACGAGAAAUUACACCUGGUCCGAACACUCAACAGCACUUUAAAGGCCAAAGAAGCUGACCUGCUGGCCAUAGAGCAGGUUCUGGCUGAUUCAGCGUUGGACGGCAAUAAGUACCGACAGUGGAGGAGUGCUAAUGUCCUUCUGAUGGAGGAGAUCAGCAAAAAGGUUCAAGCAGCGCAGGAAACCCCCCAGCCCAGAGAGCCUGUUCAGAGUCAACCACAGUGCUCCACUUCAGCUGUAUUCACAGAGACCAGCGUGUGAGUGCACACACGUUCUGGAUGGUGACCUGGUUUAAGGUGGAGGAUGGUAGCCAUAUUUUAGACAGCGGCCUUUGCCACAUGCACCACUUUACAUUUGAAGUCUGUUAUGUUUCACCUCCUGCUUACAGAUUAGUUGUGUUCUUUUGAAAGGGCAUUUGAGCAGCAUAUGAGUGGAUCUGUUCAUGAUUAUCACUCAGUUAUUUACUGAGUUAUCUCAUCUUGGACUUGUCAAGUGACCUGCUUGGUUUGAGGCAGACAGCAGAUGGCAGUAUUGAGAUUCUGUGGAUGCUUCAUUGGAAAUAGUUCACACUCAAAAUGUAAUAAAGUUGUUUUUUAAAGGGUAACUCCACUGAUUUUACAAAAUUUCUGCCUAAUUCAGAGUGGUUUGAUGUAAAAUAGUUUUAUUGUAGAAAAACUUGCUGAUUUCUUUACAGUGGUGGUGAUAGGAACAAGGGCUCACAAUGUUUACACCACACAUAGCCAUUUUAUUUACUGUCCAAAACGACCAGCGAACCUACACUUGUCUUCUGAGUUUUUAUAUGCAAUAUUGAUGGUAAAAUAGUGGUAAAUCAAAAAAAAACAAAAACAUUUCUUUGCGGACUAUUUUGCCUCAGACCACCCUGUAUGUACCUGACAUCAAAGGAUCUUAAUUAGUAUAUUUGUACCAAUUCAUGUUAUAACUUUCUGUGAUGGAGCUUUUAGAUGUCUGGUUGUUAUCACCACCGCUGUGAAUAGUUUUGACUCUAAGUUUCUCUAGAACAGAGCAUUUCACACCAAACCACUCUG
Messenger RNA from Colossoma macropomum (tambaqui), 3751 nucleotides. RefSeq names its product connector enhancer of kinase suppressor of ras 3-like. Gene Ontology annotation, cellular component: membrane; cytoplasm. Gene Ontology annotation, biological process: regulation of signal transduction. The coding region runs from base 174 to 2966 and encodes 930 amino acids. Lineage: Eukaryota; Metazoa; Chordata; Actinopteri; Characiformes; Serrasalmidae. The transcript has 22 exons. The record is from RefSeq and is a predicted model, not a curated record. Gene Ontology annotation, molecular function: protein binding.